Messenger RNA from Phycomyces blakesleeanus NRRL 1555(-), 1521 nucleotides. RefSeq lists its product as hypothetical. NCBI's taxonomy places the organism in Eukaryota, Fungi, Mucoromycota, Mucoromycetes, Mucorales, Phycomycetaceae. Bases 1 to 1521 code for a protein of 506 amino acids. The transcript is spliced from 3 exons. The record is from RefSeq and is a predicted model, not a curated record.
AUGCGUAAUCGCGAGAACCAACGACCAGAACAAUGUCUCGAUGUUGAUCAAUCUUACGAACGGUCAAUCUAUGCAUCAGACCUGAGAUCUCCGCCAUUGUCUCCAACAACCAUUACCAGUUCCCGCUCAACGCCAUUACCAACUGGCAAUGGACGCCUGAGGAAAAGACCACGCGAAUAUCUCGGACACCUUCCAGACCGAAGUACAAGCUACGGCCCUGGAUUCAGUACACCAACAUCACCAACAUCACCAACAUCACCUACAUCGCCAAGCUAUCAUGCAUUUCAACCUGCCGUCUCCUCGCCUCCAUUGAAACCAAUCAACCAUAAAGAACAUGUGUUCUCAGCUAACAAAAAACCAGUUUUGAUUCCGCGAUUUAACAGCAUUGACGAACCUCGAAUGCAUCAGACCUUUCGAUACAAUGCCCAGCCAGGCAACAAACUCAAAUCACACAACGUUGGCUAUGCCGACUAUGGUUCUUCCUAUUCAGACUAUCCUGUGUUUGUAAUUGGAGGCCAUGGUUGUACGCGGCUGGUGGGUGUCAUGUUUGCAGAGUUGGCACAGCGCUAUGGAAUACGCAUGAUAUGGCCCGAGCGACCGGGAUACGGACUCAGUGAUGAAUGCAAUUUACAGCAUAUUAGUGCUCUAGCCUGGGCAGAUGUGAUAAUUCAAUUGGCAGAUUACUUGGGUAUAAAGCAAUUUGGAAUAAUUGGCCAGUCUGUAGGAAGCGUAUUUGCACUUGCAAUUGCACACAAAUAUCCUUCACGCGUAUUUGGCCCAGUAUUUUUGAUAUCUCCCUGGGUGUCAACUCAGGCCGCAAACACAUUUAAAUGGGCCCGGCGCCUACCAGCAGCGAUUGUCACACGUACGGCAUCGCUUGCUAUGGAUGUUAUGUGGAUGUUCAAUAAGGGUUUGAGUGUAUCCAGAGACACAACUCCACGUAGCACAAAUACGACAAGUGCAAACACAAGCUCCAACAAUUCCUUUGAUGAGGGCUUUUGCACUGGAACAGAGGAUUCUCCUCGCACAAGCGAAACUGAUAAACGAGGUUAUGGGUCCAAGAAAGGCAUAGAAUCACCACCGCAAAAAACACAUCAGCAAAAGUUAACGGCACUAGAAGAAGACGAGCUCCUUGCAUCCUUGGAUGAAUGUCUAGAAUUUACCACAGAUUUCCCACCCCACCGACCGCUUAGACACGUUGUACGCCCAAAGCAUGUGUCACUUUACCUUACUAUGAACAAACAACGGACGGCUGAGCCAUACAAUCAAGGUCAAUUAGCAGAUGUGCUGGUCGCUCUGGAAAAAUACAAUCAAUUUGGAUUCAACUACUCAGAUAUCAAGACAAGUGUUUCUGCAGUCUGGGGAGACAAGGAUGGGCUAAUACCUCAGCGAGGUAUCGAUGUGCUCGCAAAUAGUCUUCGUGAUCUUCACUUAAAAAUAUUGGAGGGAGAGGGUCAUGACCUAGUGUGGAAAGAAGGAGUGAUGGAAUGGGCUAUACGAGGGAUAUCCGAGCGACAAUGA